Sesamum indicum (sesame) is the source of this 962-nucleotide messenger RNA. It is a transcript of the gene IAA33, whose product is annotated as indole-3-acetic acid inducible 33. Gene Ontology annotation, biological process: regulation of DNA-templated transcription. The record is from RefSeq and is a predicted model, not a curated record. NCBI's taxonomy places the organism in Eukaryota, Viridiplantae, Streptophyta, Magnoliopsida, Lamiales, Pedaliaceae. Gene Ontology annotation, cellular component: nucleus.
GGCAUGCAAUUAAGUGACAGUUGUGAGAGAUUGAAUUUUCACAGCCAAUUAAUUGCAGCUUUGAAGUUUGAAAAAUUUGUUGCUCGAGUUUAGGGUGGUUUCAGACACUAUCCUGACCGUCACCCGACAUUUGUGCUCUCUCCUUCUAUAUAUACAUACACACACACACACACUCACAAACAUCGAUCAACUAUUACACACAGUACUGCAUUCUCACCACCUUAAUUCUUUCUUGUUUUUCAAUAUUCCCUCCAUUUUCCAUAAUCCCACAACGAAAAUCAUAGGAUUUUACAACUAUUCCCUUUGAAUAAUCUCUAAUUCCAGUCCAGAAAUUAGAGGGAGAUGAGCAGCUUUGGCCCUCAAAAUCAAGAACCCUUGAUGAAGAGGAUAUGGCAAGAAAGGAGAGUCUUCACUGCUCCCAACGUUAACCCUAAAAUCCUUCAGCCAACUUUGUCUGGGGGGUUCGACGACGACCUCGUAUCGGCGGUGGUGCCGCCUGUUACGGUGGUGCUGGAGGGCCGCUCGAUCUGCCAGCGCAUCAGCCUCCAAAAGCACGGCAGCUACCAGAGCUUGGCCAGGGCCCUCAGGCAGAUGUUUGCGGAUAUAAUCUCUGAUCAUCACAGCAGCUCUUCAUCUUCCCAUGAUCAUGAUCAUCAUGAUCAUAGUGAUGGCGGCGUUCUUGAUCUUUCAAAUGCUGUUCCGGGCCAUCUGAUUGCGUAUGAAGACAUGGAGAAUGAUCUCCUUUUGGUUGGUGAUCUCAACUGGAAGGAUUUUGUUAGAGUGGCUAAGAGAAUCAGAAUACUGCCAGUAAAGGCUAGAUCAAGGAAGCUGCUGCAGAAACAGGAGUUGAAUUAAUUGAUUAAUUUAUGCUUAAUUAGUUUUUUUGUUUUGAUAAUUAAUGUAAUUUUCACUUUUUAAUUCCAUUAAUCAAUAUUUUAUAAUAAGCAUCUAUCUUUCUUUGC